GUUCGCACGCUUGACCAAGUCGUGGUGCUGUCGCAGUUGAGGGGCGACCGCAACGACGGCUGAUUGUAGGUCAUUGCUGUGUGCAGUGCCAGUGCCAGUGACAGUGUAGUGCAGUGCAGUGCAGUGCGCGGUCUUGAGGCGGCUGGUGGAGAGUACUAUCCGUUCGUCGUUAUUUCUACCGGGCGCCUGCGGCUGCAGUUCAAGGCGCUCACGCGGCUCCAGCUUUGCCUGAGGGUCGGAACUUGUCUUCGCUCCAUCUUCAGUCAUGGCUGAAGACGGCGCCUCAGCCAUGGCGGCGGCGCCGUCGCCUCUGUCGGUCGACAAGCCUGUGCUGAUCGACGCGGCUAUGUCUUACUUCAGUGCCAGACCGCGGUUUGCCAUUUACCUCAAGGGUCUGGAGAACGAGAUCACGCUGAAGACUCCGGCGGAGUUGGGCGGACUGAAGUCUCCAACGUACUUGAAGAUGAAUCCUCAAGGGAAAAUGCCGAUCCUGAUUCUGCCGGCGUCUGAUGGCCGCGUCAUUCCCGAGAGCGAGGUCAUCACCCAGUACAUUUUGGAUAGGUACGCGGCGUCGGGAUCCGGACCUGCACCUGCGCUGUCGACCGUGGACGAGCGUUUGACUGAGAACCUGUUGAAGCGAUUGCUCGACACCUAUGUGUGUGUGAAUAUCGGGGCGUUCUACACGACGCUGGAGGCAGACCAGCGGCUGGCCAAGCUAGUGGAGCUGCGCAAGCAGGUCGGCAUUCUCGAUGGGUACGUGAAGGCGGCGCCGUACGCCGCAGGGGAGUUCUCCUCAGCGGAUAUCGCGAUGUUCCCGGCCUUCGUGUUCGUGAAGAGAAUCUCGGCUUUAACCUGUGGAUGGGAGGACGUCUUCAAGGGCUGCCCCAACCUCGCGAAAUGGUGGGCGACCAUCACGCAGCACCCUGUCGCUCAGAAACUGCAGAGCGAGAUGGAGUCGGGGAUGUCGGAGAGCACUAUAGAACCGUGGCUGACAGCUUCAGGAGCCUUAAGCCAGUUCAAGAACACCGAGUUUGAGUGGAAACUAUGCUAAUUGAGCAUCAGGCUGCGAUAUGAGAGGGUGAUAGGUAAAGGCUGGGAGGGCCAAUAGGUAAAGGGUGGGAGGGGCAAUAGGUAAGCAACCGAGGGUGUUAGGAUGGGGCAGAAGAACAGGCAAUAGUACUGUUGUAUAGUACUGAGCGAGCAGAAAAAGAGGCGAUAGGACUGUUUUAUAGUGCUGAGUACUCUCAGCUCAGCAAAGUAAGAGAUGGAGGUUGUUGGUUGGCAGUCAGAAUAGGGAGAAUGGGGAGCGGAAAAAGGCAGUCAACGGACGAGUACCGACGUACUGUGUGGAGGUCAAUCGUCAGGUGAUCGGGAGUCGGAAUCCCGUUCCAACGAAGAACCCGUUGUGGGGAAGGACAAGUGAAACGCUCGGUAAGUGAUCAUAUAUGGGUUCAAAUGAUGGAGAUUGAAUCUCAAUGGGAUUAUCUUCCUCUGGAUAGAGGUAGGGAGGAGAGCAGGUAGUAUUGAAAAGGAAGGGAUGGAAAGGUAGGUUUUAAGGAUGAAGACAUGUAAGCGAGCGGAUCGAGCACAAGGAUGUUCAUUGCGUCCGGCAUUGGUGCAGAUGCUCAUAACUCCCGUGCAAAUCGAUGUAAGUGCAUCAGUUAUAAAGGAUGAGGAGACGUAGGCGGCUUGCAUAUGACCGGAUGGGAGUGAGUAGGUGCCCCGUGGUAGACGUAUCAUUAGCGGUAUCAACAGAUCUCCUAGCGGGUUGUGCCUGAAUGGAGGUAGUGGAGGUGAUAGGUGGUCAGGUGUUAAAGAAGUAGAUAUGUCUCGAGGGGGGAGGGAGGGAGAGAAUCAUUUGAUAGGUUGGGGGUGGGAGGAGGGGUAGAUAUGGAAAGGGGUGGUAGGAGUGGUAGAUGAGGAAACUACCUGCUAAUGAUGGUGCGAAGGUAACAAAGACGUGAUGGGGUGGUUGAGUGUGGGAGGACAUGGGGGAGGACAUGGGGGAGGACAGGGGUAGGAGAGUGGGUGGGUUGUUCCUCUCCCGUGAGUAUCUUCGGUCGGCCGCUUUGGGCAUCCCAUGCCUUUCGAGAGCUUAACUCCUCGUGAGAUGAUUUUUAGACUGUAUGUGAAUGUUCGACGAAGCUUCGAUGACAACGAUUUAAGUCGUAACAUGAGUUUCAAUUUGCUUACGACAAUGACACGGAAUUAAGGUUUUGAUUG
Messenger RNA from Chara braunii, 2223 nucleotides. Lineage: Eukaryota; Viridiplantae; Streptophyta; Charophyceae; Charales; Characeae. The record is from the annotation of a GenBank genome assembly.